AUGCGGGGAGAAACAGGUUCAGAAAUAAAAAGGAAAGAAGGUACUUACAGGGAGAAUAACACAACAAGAAACGGGAUAGAGGAAAAAAAGAACGAGGCAUACAAAGAGCUAUGCGACAGAGUUGAAGGUGGCUGCGGUGCGUGGCAACGCGCUAAGGAACACGACGGGGCGUGCGUGGAGGGAAGGGCAGACGAGGAGGAGGACUCCAUCGUAAAUCGCACCACCUCCCCGCGCAUUCACCCGCCCCCGCUUAUCGUCGCCCUCCAGGCGGCCGUGCGUCCGCCGCCACCGCGCACAGUCGCCGCCCCCGCCCCCGCCGCCGCCGUCCGCACCGCGGCGGGCGAUCAAGCCGCACGCUCAAAAUUGUUUACCAAUUAUCGUGGCCCCGUCAAUGUAAUCAGUGUUCUGCUAGUGCUCAACCAGUGUCUUCUUUUUCUUCUUAUUGCUUCUCCGUCGUACUUCGGGAUGUUCGGGAUCACACGUGACGGAAAAGGAAUUGGACCUGUCGUCUUCGUCGUGAAGGCGCAGUUCCACGUCGUGGAAGUCCUCUUCGUCGUCCGAGAGUCGCCAGGCGUCCGCUUCGCGCGGCGGGAUCAGCGUUUCGAACUGCAUCGCGGCGUCCGAGUGUCCUUCUUCUCUACGAGCCCUGAGCUGAGCAACAAGCAACGCUUCGAAUUCUUCUCCCGCACCAUCCCUUCAGACCACUACCAAGUGAAGGCCAUGGUGGAGAUCGUGAAGCUCAUGCAGUGGAAUUACGUCAGCAUACUGUACGAAGAGUCCAACUACGGAAUCAAGGCGUUCGAGGAGCUGGAGACGCUCUUCGCCAAGUACAACGUGUGCAUCGCGGUGAAGGAGAAGCUGGUUAAGGACUCGGGCGUGGCGCAGGACAGCGGCUACGACGGUAUCGUCUACAAGCUGCUCACCAAACCUCGGGCGCGCGGCGUGAUCAUCUUCGGCUCGGACCAGGAGGUGGCGGGCGUGAUGCGCGCCGUGCGGCGCGUGAACGCGACGGGCGCCUUCUACUGGAUCGGCUCGGACGGGUGGAGCGCGCGCUCGCUCGUGUCGGACGGCAACGAGCGCGAGGUGGAGGGCACGCUGUCCGUGCAGCCGCGCGCCAACCCCGUGCGCGGCUUCCGCGAGUACUUCCUCAACCUCACGGUCGAGAACAACAGGCGCAACCCGUGGUUCGUCGACCCUUUGGUGGGCGUUUUUCAAAAAUUCUAUUUAAAUAUUGCUACAAAAUUCUAUGUCAUAAUUGUUUUAUUGAUUUGGUUUUAUUUUUACAAUUUUUUAUUGUUUCAAUAUUUAAAACUUGAUUGUAAUAACUUAGUAGAUUGUAAAGUUUUUAUUGUACUCGUAGUAUUAAAAUAUAUUUUUGUGUUUGAUAGUGAAUAUAUUUGUGGAAAAUUAUUUUCACAAAAUGAUUAA
Gryllus bimaculatus (two-spotted cricket) is the source of this 1428-nucleotide messenger RNA. NCBI's taxonomy places the organism in Eukaryota, Metazoa, Arthropoda, Insecta, Orthoptera, Gryllidae. The record is from the annotation of a GenBank genome assembly.